Adineta steineri is the source of this 2289-nucleotide messenger RNA. The record is from the annotation of a GenBank genome assembly. NCBI's taxonomy places the organism in Eukaryota, Metazoa, Rotifera, Eurotatoria, Adinetida, Adinetidae.
AUGAUACGUAAAAGUGAUCAUAAAUUUUAUGACAACCAUCUCUAUCAAUUACUUACUAAACAAUCAAUCUAUACAAAUAAUAUAUUACAAGAAUUAAAUUCAAUACUUCAUGCAGAACCAGAUUUAGCUGCAUUAUGUCAUCCAAUAGAAGGCUCAUAUUUUCAUGUUAUUUGUCGGAAUUCUGAUGAACAAGAAAAUAUUUCUUAUCGAAUGAUUUAUGCGUUGAGUAACGCUGGUGCAGAUCCAAAUGUUGUCGAUGAAAAAGGUAAUACACCAUUACAUGAAGCUUUAAUUCGUGGAUUUCAUGAUACUGGAUUUGAUCUUAUUCAGGCUUUAUUUCGAAUUGGUGUUGAUCAACGUAUUGCAAAUAAGGAAGGGAAAACACCCUCUGCUUAUCUUGAAGAGAAUCCACAAUUAGUCGCUUUAUAUGAUGGGUAUGAAGAUGGAAUUUGGACAGCAGUUGAAACAUGUAAUAUUGAAGAAACGGAACGAUUAGUUAAAGGUUUUAUCAAAAUUGAUUGUAAACACAAUAGUAAUAAAACACUUUUGGAUAAAGCUCGUGAUACCAAAUGUACCCAAAUAAUUCGUAUUCUUGCUGAUUAUCAAGUAACUAUUGAAUUUAUUCAUUCAAUACUUGCAUGUGAUUGGGAUCGAGCAACUCUUAUUCAUCAAUACGAAGGUCAAUUUAUAAAAAUAAAUCAAUCCGAUUCUCUUCAUACAUUUACAUGGGCACGAACAAUAAAUCGUACAUGUUCAAAACCUUUACUUGAAUUUUGUCUUGAUACAAAAUCUUCAGAACCAUUUGAACUUAUAUUUAAUUCCUCAAUAUUAAAAUCUAAAAUUGAUGUUAAUAUAAUAUGUACAAAUGGUUUACCGUUUUAUUUUCAUAUGUUUGAAAAAUAUAUCACUGAUGAUAAUCAAAAAUAUAUUUUAUCAAAAGCAAAUUUAAAUAUAAAAUCAUUGAAAGGUGAUACAUUUCUAUUUCAUCUUAUUCAUUUAUAUGAACAGAAUGAAAAUAAAGAAUAUUUAAAUACAUUUACAAAUAUACUUUAUAAUCAACCAUUAUUACUUACAGAACGUAAUGAACAAGGACGAACAAUUGUUGAUGAAAUUGAAUUAACAUCAACAAUAUUAUAUAAUAAAUUACGUAUAUUUUAUGAUGCAAUUCAAAAUGUACUUGAAGAACAAAUGAAAGACAAUCUUGUUCUUGAACGUUUUGUAUUGAACGGUUUUGGUUAUCAUUUAUUAUUAUUUUUUAAUGACGAAAAUAUGGAAUUAACAAAAUUUUUAAUUGAUUUAUUACGUUCAUUAAAAAUUCGACAAGGUUUAAUCGUUCUUAUGUAUGAUUUAGUAGAAGCUAUUGCAGAUGAUAAUUUAGAACAGAUAAAAAAUAUUUUCAAAACGAAAUCAAAUAUUUAUUUUGCUAAAGAUUGGUCAGGAAGAACAUGUGCACAUUUAGCUGUACUUUAUCGUCGACGACAAAUUUUAAGUUUUAUAUGUGAACAUUAUCAUAAUGUUAUUGAUACAAAAGAUAAUCUUAAUCGUACGCCAUUACAUUAUGCAUGUAUAAUGAAUGAUGAAACAGCAAUUCAAAUUCUUCAACAAGCCAAGGCAAAAAUAAAACUUGAUUGUUUAAAUUUAUUUCCAAAUAAUUAUAAAACAAAUUCAGAUUUAUGUUGUGAAGAAUUUCAUGCACAAGGUUUUCCGAAAAAUCAAAUUGAAAAUCACCUGUCUGGUAUAAGUGAUUAUUUAAAAUUAUCAUUUUAUUUUCCAAUAAAAAAAUCUAUUGAAGAAAAUUCUAUAAAUGAUCUUAUAUUAAUAAAUAAGAAUAUGAAUACAAUGGGAUUUUAUCUUGAAGAUUUUAAUCCAAAUUCAUAUAUUAAUGAUUGGGUUAAAGGUCAACGAUAUACGCCAUUAUUAUUUCUUGCACUUGAACAUCAAUCAAUACCAUCAAUUCAAUAUUUUAUUGAUUUAGGUUUACCAUUAAAUGGUCGAAUGUAUAUAUCAAAGUCUAUAAAUAAUAAUAAUUCUCGAUGUGUUUCAUUUCGUACACGAGCUGAAGAACUUGAAUGUUUUGAUAUUAUUGGUAUGAUUAAUGAUUUAGAAGAUGAUAAUGAAUUAAAAAGUAUUUUUAAACGACAUUUAUCGUCAACAGAAACAGCUCAUAGUCAAUCGCCACCAGUUAUAGCAAGACAACAAUCGAAAAGAUUAAAAACACCACGACAAGAACCUAUUCAACAACCAAAAAAUAAUCAAAAUACUAAAUCACAAGCUUGUACUUUGUUGUAG